This is a messenger RNA of Tarenaya hassleriana, 656 nucleotides long. RefSeq names its product 60S ribosomal protein L23-like. The transcript is spliced from 4 exons. Gene Ontology annotation, biological process: translation. The coding region runs from base 94 to 516 and encodes 140 amino acids. The record is from RefSeq and is a predicted model, not a curated record. Gene Ontology annotation, cellular component: cytosolic large ribosomal subunit; ribosome. Gene Ontology annotation, molecular function: structural constituent of ribosome; large ribosomal subunit rRNA binding. Lineage: Eukaryota; Viridiplantae; Streptophyta; Magnoliopsida; Brassicales; Cleomaceae.
UGGACGAACUGAUAAACCCUAGAAGCCGCGUCUUACGAACAUAGGUCGGAAAUCGUAGAACUUUCCUCCUGAUUUUCUCUCAGUCCGUCCAAAAUGUCGAAGCGAGGACGUGGAGGUACAUCGGGAAACAAGUUCAGGAUGUCCUUGGGUCUGCCCGUUGCAGCCACUGUGAACUGUGCCGAUAACACCGGUGCGAAGAACCUAUACAUAAUCUCGGUAAAGGGGAUCAAGGGCCGUCUGAACCGGUUGCCCUCGGCUUGUGUCGGUGACAUGGUGAUGGCCACUGUCAAGAAAGGCAAGCCCGACCUGAGGAAGAAGGUUCUCCCGGCUGUCAUCGUUAGGCAGCGCAAGCCAUGGCGCAGAAAGGACGGUGUUUACAUGUACUUCGAAGAUAACGCCGGAGUCAUCGUGAACCCCAAGGGAGAAAUGAAAGGUUCCGCCAUCACUGGACCCAUCGGAAAGGAAUGUGCCGAUCUCUGGCCGAGGAUCGCUAGCGCUGCCAAUGCUAUCGUUUAACGGUUUAACGUCUGUCUCUUUCGCCGAAAUCGAGCUCUCUCUUCUCUGUGAAAACCUCAGAUUUUUUAUUUUUUGGGGUAGGACUGUUCAUGUUUUGAACCUCAGAUUUUGCAUGGUAAUUAUUGCAAUCUUCAAUCCUA